UCAGCGAGUCUGAGAACGGCACAGAUUAUUCAGCUGACGGUUGAGCCACUGUGGACAGACAGUAAACAUAGCUAGAUAGUGGGCUAGUAUAAAGAUCUACUGGCUGGAGUCCAGCCCUUCGUCUUUUCUAGAUCAACUGGCUGUGUCAGUGAAACAAAUUUCUUACAGCGAAAAUUGUGUUAUCGACUGAGUUAUUCUUUGGCCUAGAGGUGGAAAGUCUUGCAGUUUGCUAAGUGGAGAUGGUAGCGGUGCUUGCUGAGUGAGAGUCCACGCUACGUAUGGUGCCAUUGGUGGUGUAACCAUGGCUGCUGAGACUCUCAGCAAGGAAGAGUACCUGCUCGGCCUUGUAAAGAGUAACAAUCAUGAGGAAUUGAGGAAGGAAAUCCUUCACGAGGACAUCACAUUGAAGGAGGCUGUAGCAAAUUUGACAUAUACCAACGGAGAGGGAGAGAAGGAACCAUUAGUGGGUCGGUUGCUAUUCAAUGCCUGCGAUGAUGGCCGGCUGGAGUGUGCCUGCAUCCUUGCGGACUGUUGCGGAGAAACAGUGAUCAACCAGUUGUAUCGCUAUACGACCGCAAAUGGUGUAUGGAGGGGAACUCCACUACAUAAAGCAUGUAGGAUGGGUCAAAUUGACAUUGCCAAGCAUCUUGUCAAGUGUAAAGCCAAGGUGGACAAGACUGACGAUAACGGUGACCUUCCUGUUCAUGACACUGCCUGGAAAGGACAUGUGGAAGUCGUCAAGUAUCUACUGGAUCUCCAACCCGAUACGAUCUCUGUGAAGGGCAUGGACGGUUUCCUUCCUGUUCAUUACGCUGCCGGGAAUGGACAACUGGAAGUUGUCAAGUAUCUACUAGAUCUCCAACCCGACACGAUCUCUGCAAAGAACGAUUACGGUAACCUUCCUGUUCAUGAAUCUGCCAUGAAUGGACAUCUGGAAGUAGUCAAGUAUCUACUAGACCUCCAACCCGACACGAUCUCUGUAAAGAACAAUGACGGUGACCUUCCUGUUCAUCACGCUGCAUCGAAAGGACAUGGGGAAGUCGUCAAGUAUCUACUAGAACUCCAACCCGAUACGCUCUCUGUGAAGGACAAGAACGGUAGCCUUCCUGUUCAUAGCGCUGCCGAGAAUGGACAUCUGGAAGUAGUCAAGUAUCUACUAAAUCUCCAACCCGACACGAUCUCUGCAAAGAACGAUUACGGUAACCUUCCUGUUCAUCGCGCUGCCUUUAAAGGGCAUCUGGAACUCGUCAAGUAUCUACUAGAUCUCCAACCCGACACGAUCUCUGCAAAGAACAAUGUUGGGAGAACUCCUCUCGGUGAAGCAGUGUGCGCUGGGGAAGCAGGCUGUGUACCCUACUUGCUGGACGUCACCUGGGCUAUGCUUCCAUACGAUGAGGCCAAUGAGAUCGUGGAGGAAGUCAGGAGAAUAGCUGAAAAGAAGGAAAGCAUGCCAAUAUUGAACUUGAUUAAGGCCAGCUUGAUUUGUGCAGAGUGUGGUAUUGAGGGCUACAGUGAUCCCACUGAACUGAUUGCCAACGUGUGUGGAGAAGAAGGUUCAGGGAAAUCCACCUUCAUUUCAUCCUUCACAUUCACAGCAAAAGGUUUCUUCAAUGCACUACUACGUAAGGAGAAUCAACCGGACAUGAAGGCAAAUGAUUUAGCCUCCAGGACAAAGGGAAUUGAAGAAACCAUGUGGAAGCAAUCGCAGGUGAACGUGCGUUUUCGCGACUUUGCGGGCCACGACCAUUAUUCUGCGUCACACGACUUUUUUGCUGUUUCCAUGACAGCACCAUCUGUUGCCACGAUCGUGGUGGAUGGCACAGAGUCGGUUGAAGAGAUCACGAAACGUGUCAGUGCAACUGCUGCUAGUUAUGCGUGUAGACAAUCAACAUCUGAUGAUGGUUCUGAACUGGACGGCCAACAGCAGCAACCAAUGCCACUGCAGCUGCAGUUGCAAUCACACACACAACAGGCAGGUGGGCACGAGCAGAAACUAGACGUUGUGGCUGUUGCUACACGUGCAGAUCUGCUUACUCCUUUCCAACGUGGCCAAGUGGAAAGGGCGAUUGUGGAAGGGAUGAAAUCAUGUUCACAGCGUUUGGAGCUUGCCUUUGUGAGAGUAGUCGAUGCUAGAAAGUCCAACAGUUCAAGUAUGAAAGAGCUGAGAACAGCAUUCCUACACUUGGUGCACAAAGUACUGGCGAAGUCUCCAAGGCAACAUCGCCUCGUGCAGAAGGCUGAUGACUACUUGGAUGAAGUCAAGGCCUCUCUGAGCAAUCCAUACUGCACAAGGAAAGAGUUUGUUGCAGCAUUCCAGAACGUCAUUUCCCAGAAGGCCGCUUCCAGAAGACAAUAUUCUGUUAGAGAGCGUGUUGCAGAGAACAUCAGUAGCUGUCUUCGGAUUCUGACAGCUUAUGGAUAUAUCAUCACAUUCCCCGAGCUGGAUGAUCUGGUGGUUCAUAACCGUCGCUGGCUUCUGCAGGACGUGAUUGGGUUCAUGUACUCUUCCAACGUCUUCCCCCUCCGACCUGAUGGCAUUGCCAGGGAAUACAAGAUAAGUGAAGAGGAGUUCGUCCGUUCUCUGACGGCCUUCGCCAAAGUCGGUGAAAAGGCAACACUCUGCGUGCGCAUGGCCUUGCAGCUUGGCUUGAGCAUCCGCUCUCAGAAAGAUAUCCUUGCUCUCUCCCUGCUUCCUGAGUGCACACAGCCAUUGAAGAUGCACAGAGCCUUCAGGACCUCACAGGUGAUGGUUGGCUCUGUCCACACCUGCACUACAGCAGCAGUCGCAGCCACAAUGACCCGAACGGCAACAGCCUUGGGCACAGUCGCAACUAGAGAGUCAUCGACAUCAGAAACAUGCCAAGCGGCCGUAAUAGGAAGCACAGCCGAGCCAGCAGCAGCCACAGCAGCACCUCCCGUCAAUGUGGCAGAUACAGUGACGCCCACAGUAGCCGCUACAGCAGACGUCACAGCAGCCUCUACAGCAACAGUCGCAGACACAAUGAUGCAAACGGCAACAGCCAUGGACACAGUCGCAACUAGAGAGUCAUCCACAUCAGAAACAUGCCAAGCGGCCGUAACAGGAAGCAGAGCUGAAGCAGCAGUAGCGACAGCAACACCUACGGUCUCUGUGGCAGAUACAGUGUCGUCCACAGUACCCGCUAUGGCAGAAGUCACAGCAGCCGCUACAGGAACAGUCGCAGACACAAUGAUGCAAAUGGCAACAGCCAUGGGCACAGUCACAGCUAGAGAGUCAUCCACAUCAGAAACAUGCCAAGCGGCCGUAACAGGAAUCACAGCAGAGGCAGCAGCAGCCACAGCAACACCUACGGUCUCUGUGGCACAUACAGUGUCGUCCACAGUAGCCGCUACGGCAGAUACUGUGACACAUGAAGCAACCGCUACGACCACACUCGCAGACAACGUGGCGCACACAGUAGCCGCUACGGCAGAAGUCACAGCAGUCGCUACAGGAACAGUCGCAGACACAAUGAUGCAAACAGCAACAGGCAUGUACACAGUCGCAGCUAGAGAGUCAUCCACAUCAGAAACAUGCCAAGCGGCCGUAACAGGAAUCACAGACAAUCCGUUUGACACUGGAACUUUCACUAGUCGCAUCCUUCUGAAGUUAUGUGAAAUACCCUGUGCAACGUUUCGCAGGAGUGUUCAGAAGCAGGGUCUACUACCCACUAUGGCAGAAAUCCAUGAAUUGCUGCGCGCAGAAAAGUACGAGACAGUAGAAAACCAUAAUGUCAAGAUCAUCGGAUACAUCCAUCCUGGAGGAAUGGAUUCCUACAAAAAGCUCUGUGCAGCAAUCAAAGGCCUGAAGUAUGAAGCUUUGUACACAGAGAUGAUCGUACUGCUUCCUGCUCACCGUCAGCCUAGAGAUGAUUGACCCACACUGGCUGCUCACAGUGCUACGAGUUUAUGAUGAGGAUGAUAAUCAUCGUCAGUGACAGCAGCAUCACCAGUACCAGCCACAGGAGCAGCAGCAGCAACAGCAGCAGCAGAAGUAGCAGCAGCACAAGCAUACUCGUGACCUAAUUCUCAGGUACACCACUUUGUGUGUUUCCUGCUCUGGCGCAACUAUGUACACACACUGUACAACUAUGUACACACACUGUACAACUAUCUGCUGAGCUAGUGGUUGCGGAAGCAGGUGUUCUUGCCAUUUAAUAGCUCUAUUGCUACCCGUUGUUAUUUUUUCUUCCUGCCAUUUAUUUCCUUUCCUCCUAUGCUCCUUACAUAUUCGCCUUUAUGUUAUUGGGCCACUACAGGUUUGAUUGUACAACUAUGUACACACACUGAACAAGGCAGAGGAGAUUUGUUUUUUCGGUUUGGUUUUCGAUACGAGAAAUAAUAUUCGCUCAUUUGUUCAGCUGCAUAAUAUUUCUGCAUAAUAUUUCUGCAUUGUUUUAUUUUGUCUGUACUUUGGCCUUCAAACUACAUUAACGGCUACGUAAUGGUGUUUAAAUUGGCGUGUGAGCAACACUGGCUCACACUCAAAACUAUUUUUACUUCACCAUAAGCACAGGCAAAAUCUGCCUUCUCGCUGUGUUGAUGACGGUAGCACAACACAGAAGUGUCACUGCUGCCUUUUGUGGAGCACUUUUCAGAGUGUGUUUCUUUGUGUUAUAUCUUGCUGUUUCCUGCUUCCUCUUCUGUCCUUUUUGCUAGCCACUGCCAUAAGCCAUCAGCUGAUUAUCUUUUUUUUCCUUCUCUGCUACAUUAGAUUUGUAGACCGUUAAUUUUAUGUUUCAAACUCCAUGUUGUUGUCUCUCCUCCUCCCCCCCCCCCCCCCCCCCCCCCCACACACACACACACCAAACACACUCACACCCAUCAUUCCCAUCCCGUACCCAACCCCACGCAUACACAUCACACCACACCUCUACAUUAUCGUGCUAUUGUUUUCAUUGAGUAGUCUUGGUCAUGCUAAUUACAAUAGAAAUCCCUCGUCCUCUCCCACAUCUCUAUUUCACCUCUCUUUACAAGUCAUGUCCCCUCUAGUAUUAAACUAUUAUUCUCAGGAGAGAGUAGUGUUUGGUUAUCAUAUUUUUCGAUCUUUUUUUAUUUUCCCUCUAACGAAAAUGACUGUGAGUAACGAUAGGGUAAUUUUAAAUGCUUUGCGAGAGUUGGCAGUCUCGGAGGGCCGGCUGUCAGUGACUUGGAGAUGAUGUUGGACAGGACACUACCCAUGUAUUCUCCUGGCAUGUUUUUUUUGUUUUGUCACAGGUGUUAUUGUUUUGGUUUUUACAUUGAUUUUGUAUGUGGAAACAAGGGGAUUACGGAUUUUUGACUCUUUCCUCUACCAAAUGCCACUGUUUACACAUGCAUUUGUUUUCAUUUUUUGGUGUUGUGUUCUAGUCAUUCAUCAUGCCACCAUGAAUUGUUUUCUGUUUGCCCGUAAAAGAGGCCUGUGUUUUAUUGA
Sycon ciliatum is the source of this 5431-nucleotide messenger RNA. RefSeq lists its product as uncharacterized. Gene Ontology annotation, molecular function: protein binding. Gene Ontology annotation, cellular component: cytoplasm. The transcript is spliced from 22 exons. Gene Ontology annotation, biological process: innate immune response. NCBI's taxonomy places the organism in Eukaryota, Metazoa, Porifera, Calcarea, Leucosolenida, Sycettidae. Bases 302 to 3895 code for a protein of 1197 amino acids. The record is from RefSeq and is a predicted model, not a curated record.